UUUGUGUGCAGUGUACAGCAUCUUCACACGGGCGAAACAGCAGUAUUAGUCAGUAGAUGAACACACAGGCAGCAAUUAGAUGGAAGCAAAGCAAGCAGACAAAGGUUAGUAGAAGGGCUCACAUGGCCACCCACCCACUAGUGUGGGUCUCCGUCGUUGUUCACGCACUGUUCAUUCGCAAUGCAUGGCAUCAUUGGCAAUGGCCACUCGCUUCGCUUUCACUCCACCCACGCAUGAACCUGUGAGCCCCCUGCUACUACAAAAAUAAUGGUAGAUUGAUAGCUGGAUAGAUCCUCACGAGUGCCCUGGUCUCUCACUCUCUAUCUCUCCAGCCAUAUAUACUCACAGGCACACAGCAAGAAGAGGAGAGGAUAACACAGGAAUCUUCAGUAUAUAUAUAUAUGUCAGGGUGUGUGCUUCUCUGAACCUUCAGCUUCAAGUGGCUUCUGCUGAGGAACAACUUCUCUCUGAUCUGCUACACAUUAGGCUUUCCUAGGUUGCAAAGCUCGGAGACUGAAGCAAUGGCGUCCCGCCGGCGAGAUCUUGGCCGCCCGCUGCUGGUCGCGCUCUGCGUCGUGGCGCUCUUCGCCGUCGGAUCGGAGUCCCACGGGCUGGAGGAUUUCGGCGAGGGGAGGACCGAGGCGACGCCGGCGAUGGCAUCCUUCUUCGGCAGCAAGCCCGAGGCCGCCGAGCUCCCGGAGGCGCUCGACGCGUCCAACGCCGCCGCCGCCGCCGCAAAGCCGGAGGCCGCGUCGGCGAUCCCGGCCACCAGAGCCACGACCGCCUCGUCCGCUGCCCCGCCUCGCCGAUCCGUGUCCGUGGCCGCCGGCGUGGCGUGCGGCGUCGCGGCGGUGGCGGUCGUCGGCGUCGCGGUCGCCGUGGCGUACGUGGUACGCGCCAGGCGCGGCGCGCGGCGCGAGUCGGAGGUCCGGCUCGGCUCGCCGUGAAGCCCCGGCUCGCCUCUCACUGCCAUGUGGGGCCCGCCUAUCAGAGGGCUCGUUGAUUAAUUACCAGGACCAUUAUUAGGGUGGUUUCCGUUUAAUUACUACGGUUGCUUAGCUUGAUUCUUUCCUUUGUCUGUGAUCUGUCAGUGUGUGUGCGAGUGUGCGUGCCAUGGAGAACACAUAAAUAAUGAUGUGGCAUGGAGUAAGUGUGAUCUGUAAUCUUUAGAUCUGCAGCCUUUGCUACUGCAUCAGAAAUUCAGGAUUUCGUUGUGCUCCCAGGAAGCACUGCUUCUAUCC
Molecule: messenger RNA, 1241 nt
Organism: Oryza brachyantha (malo sina)
Lineage: Eukaryota; Viridiplantae; Streptophyta; Magnoliopsida; Poales; Poaceae
Exons: 2
Coding region: 522-947 (141 amino acids)
Source: RefSeq, a predicted model, not a curated record